Messenger RNA from Caenorhabditis briggsae, 900 nucleotides. The transcript has 5 exons. Lineage: Eukaryota; Metazoa; Nematoda; Chromadorea; Rhabditida; Rhabditidae. The coding region runs from base 1 to 900 and encodes 299 amino acids. The record is from RefSeq and is a predicted model, not a curated record.
AUGAGCCAAUUCCACGGGAAGACUCUUCCCUGGUGGCGUCAGAUUCGUCUUUGGUACCUGUGGUGUACGGACAAAAGUCAACGCGUUCGAUUCUACUCAAAGAAGGAAAUGCGUCGUCUCAAUGCAAUCAUCAAGGAGAAAUACGAAAAACUACCACGAGCUCAUGAGCUAGAUAACUUUCCUUCUCCAAUGUUUCUUGAAAGUUGGGGUCUUAGCGCGUCUUUCCAACAGAGAUUCGAGUCAAUCAAUAUUUACGAAGUAAGCGAGGAAAUCAAGUUGAUUGCCGCUGAGGCAGCACUUCGGGACUGCCAGAAUGACCUUAUUUCAUUUGGAGUCAAGGCAACCUACGACUUGCUAUCCGGCGAGGAGCGAGACUGGCAGUACAUUUGCUACUUCUGCGGCACUAAUGAACGUCAUGCUUCCGGCUUCUGCAGCCAGCUCACACGAGUUGAGCACUUCGAUCGCCUCAUCGCCUCUACUGCAGCGGACUAUGAAAUCAGCCUUAAGGCCUACCACGAGUUAGAUGUCAAACUCGAGCUUCAAGUGUUGAAGGAAAAACAGAAGAAAGCGAUGAAGGUUCUGGAGAAGCGUCAACGCAAAGCAAAAGGGCACCAUCGAGACGCGCUUGUUGAUGAGAUUAAACUUCUCGCUCAAAAACAAAUGGAGGAAUACGACGCUUUGCAAAUGAAACUGGAGACAAAAAUGACGCAAGAAAUGCAAAGAAUGUCGGCGUGUUUCGCUAAGACCAUCCAGCAGGAUCGUAAGAGAUAUGUCAAGAUGGACGAGCAGACCGGAGGAAGAAAGGACGUCAAAUAUCGCCAUGAUUUGAAACUCGACCCAAUAUUGUCCCAUGCUGCUCUAUCCACUAUCAAACAGUGGUUAAGCGUUCUCGAGCAAUAG